Bactrocera oleae (olive fruit fly) is the source of this 458-nucleotide messenger RNA. Its product is annotated as vitelline membrane protein Vm26Ab-like. Lineage: Eukaryota; Metazoa; Arthropoda; Insecta; Diptera; Tephritidae. The record is from RefSeq and is a predicted model, not a curated record.
AUCAUAAUUCGCUUACUACUUCGUUCGUCAAGAAGUCUAAAAACACAAAUCUAUCAAAAUGUUCAAAUUGUUCGCUGCCUGCUUCCUCGCCCUCUUUGCUGUUGCCUUCGGUGCUGCUAAGCCCGGUCUCUUGGCGGCCCCAGCUGCAUUGGCUUACUCUGCUCCAUUAGCUGCUGCCCCCGUUGCUGCUGCCUAUGCCACUCCAGUCGCCGCUGCUUACUCUUCCCCCCUCGCCUAUACCGCAGGAUAUGCUGGUUACGUCGCACCCUACGCCAGCAGCUAUUCAGCUCACUCUAUUGCCCACUCCGCCGCUUUUCCAGCUGCCUAUGCUGCCGCUCCAGUAGUUGCUGCCCCAGCUGUUGCUGUCUUGAAGAAAUAAACCCAGAACAAGGAACAUUUUGUUUCGAAACUAUAAUGGACUGAUCAUAUAUGAACUCAAUAAAUAUCAUAACAAAUAA